CCGUGCCCUCUCGUGGCCGGGACGGGGCCGCCUCCUCGGGCUUCAGGCGGAUGCGAGGUGGCCCCGAUCUCCGCGCAGGGGAGCCCGCCCGUCAUGUGCAGGGGAGGCCCAGGAGCUCGGUGCUGAACAUGCUCAGGAGGCUGGACAGGAUCAGGUUCAGAGGCCCCAAGAGAGAGGACUGCCUGGACCUGGCAGAGUCGCCCAAUGCCUCGGACACUGAGUGCGCUGACGAGCUGCCCCUGAAGACACCUCGGACCUCGCCCCGAGACGGCCAGGAGCUCAGGGACCCUGCAGGUCCAGGGACCCUCAUCAUGGCCACUGGGGCGCCAGACUUCAUCCGCACAGAGUCUGAUCGCCUGAACGAGAUCAAGGGUCACCUGGAAAUCGCCUUACUGGAGAAGCACUUCCUGCAGGAGGAGCUCCGGAAGCUCCGGGAGGAAACCAACUCGGAGAUGCUGAGGCAAGAGCUGGACCGGGAGCGGCAGCGGCGGCUGGAGCUGGAACAGAAGAUGCAGGAGGUGCUGAAGGCCAGAGCCGAGGAGCAGACUGCGCAGGUCCAACAGCCGCCAAAGAGCCAGAGCCAGGCCGGCAAUGGAGCAGAACGCCGCAGCCAGGGCCUGUCCUCCCGAGCACAGAAGUGGUUCUAUGAGAGGUUCGGGGAGUACCUGGAGGAUUUCCGCUUUCAGCCCGAGGAGAACACCGUGGAGACCGAGGAACCCCUCAGUGCCCGCAGGUUAACGGAGAACAUGAGGCGGCUGAAGCGCGGGGCCAAGCCUGUCACUAACUUCGUGAGGAACCUUUCUGCCUUAUCUGACUGGUACUCCGUCUACACCUCUGCCAUCGCCUUCACGGUGUACAUGAACGCCGUGUGGCACGGCUGGGCCAUCCCCAUGUUUCUGUUUCUAGCAAUUCUGAGGCUGUCCCUCAAUUACCUCAUCGCCAGGGGCUGGCGGAUACAGUGGAGCAUCGUGCCAGAAGUGUCUGAAGCUGUGGAACCUCCAAAGGAAGACCUGACCGUGUCCGAGAAGUUCCAGCUGGUGCUGGACGUCGCCCAGAAAGCCCAGAAUCUCUUUGGCAAGAUGGCAGACAUCCUGGAAAAGAUCAAGAACCUGUUCAUGUGGGUGCAGCCCGAGAUCACGCAGAAGCUGUACAUUGCACUGUGGGCUGCCUUCCUGGCCUCCUGCUUCUUCCCCUACCGCCUGGUGGGGCUCACCGUGGGGCUCUAUGCUGGCGUCAAGUUUUUCCUCAUCGAUUUCAUCUUCAAACGCUGCCCCCGGCUGCGAGCCAAGUAUGACACGCCCUACAUCAUCUGGCGGAGCCUCCCCACGGACCCCCAGCUCAAGGAGCGUGCGGGUGCCACUGUGUCACGCAGGUUGCAGACAGCCGCGUCUAGGAGCUACGUCUCCAGUGCACCAGCCGGCUUGAGCAAGGAUGAGGAUGCUGGUCGCUUCCACAGUACCAAGAAGGGCAAUUUCCACGAAAUCUUCAACUUGACCGAAAAUGAGCGUCCACUGGCAGUGUGUGAGAACGGUUGGCGCUGCUGCCUGAUAAACCGAGACCGGAAGAUGCCCACGGACUACAUCAGGAAUGGGGUUCUGUAUGUGACAGAGAAUUACUUAUGCUUUGAAAGCUCCAAAUCCGGGUCCUCAAAGAGGAACAAGGUCAUCAAGCUGGUAGACAUCACAGACAUCCAGAAGUACAAGGUCCUGUCUGUCCUCCCGGGCUCAGGCAUGGGGAUUGCUGUAUCGAUGCCAUCAACCCAGAAACCGCUGGUGUUCGGCGCCAUGGUGCACAGAGACGAGGCCUUCGAGACCAUUUUCAGCCAAUAUGUGAAGAUCACGUCUGCAUCAGCCUCGGGUGGGGAAAGCUAGUACUGAGCCCUGGGUGCCACUGGAAUCUUUUUAACAGUCGGUGUGGGACAGAGUGGACAGCCUCAUGACCCUUUGCAAUAAUUCCCUGACCUAUGGUUUCUGUUGCGUGGCUGGAUUCACACACAGAGGCUGGGGCUCAGGAGGAGGUGCCACUGCCCCCUGGCAGGCACGUGUGGCACCUUAGUGGAGACGGCUGGGCGGAGGGGCCGCAGGGCUCAUUGAGAGGAUGACACGCAGGACUUCACUGACCGGGCCUACCAAGCACAGCUCCUUGUUCUCCAUCCCGCCUGGGUAGAGACUGACACCGGCCACCCCAGGAGGCUCUCGUGACCCCUCGUUCCCUGCUUUGCAGAGGCCAGGAGCUGCCCCACCAAAGCCAUAGCUGAGUGCCUCCAUGGUCCUCUCCUGCUGGGGUCAGGAAGGAGUGGAAUCGGGGCCCCUGUACCAGCUGCCCAGAAAAGGCCAGCAGGUCUCCCUCAACCUUCAGCACUUGUCCUUAAAGCUCCAGGCCCUGGGCCUGGGGACAGGGUUGUCUUCGUGGGAGCAGUGAGGCUGGGCAUAUUUGGAGGCACUUCCCUCUCACCUGCUAUGGUAGAUGAAGCCUGGAGGCUUGAGGUUGACUGGGAAGGGUACAGAAUGCCAUGUGGGUAAAAGCACAUCUCUAACACUGCUCCUCCGAGAGGCCCUGGAGGACGUCAGGAAGGCUGUGGGGUGCUCUGAGCUGUGGCUGCUCUCAGGUGAAAAUCAACAGUCUGGCCGGCACUGGGCCCUCUGGCUGCAACCACCCAGGUAGGCGUGGUUGAGGAUGGCCUGGGCUUUGUGGCCCACAGAGGCCCAGGCUGCAGAUGCCCUGCCUGUGGGGCCAUCAGGAGCUCCUGGGAGGACCCUCUGCUGUAGGGGUGGCUGUGAGCAGAUUCCAGUGUGGGGCCAGGGCCACCCUGCAUCCCUGACAGCUGACAGUACUCCCCCACCCCCCGGGGUGCCCAGCAGUGCCAGGCUGGGCACAAACCACCCUCAGCCUGCCCCGCCCUGGGGCUGCGCACACUUGCUCGGGUGAACUCUGGCUCCCGUAGAGGAAGCCGGAGAGUGUGUCUCCCACGCUUGGUUUACCCUGGGACGUCGCCCACAGAUGGAUUUGAACUGCAAAGAAGCCGACAUUGAGUCCUGGGACAGGCUUGGCCUCCCAAGGCCGCACCACAUGUGGUCUGUAUGCUUUCUGAGCAGUCUCUCCAGUUCUUCAGCUUGUCCUGGGUCUUUCGGGUGUCUCUGAGAUUGUUUUUUGAAGAAACAGAUUAUAUUUUUUACAGAGAGCAAGCUGUUUUUCUUAUUUUUGUAUCAUUUUUCAAAUGGAAUUUUUACCUUUGCUCUGAAUCCUCGUUGGCUGGCUUGGGAGUGGACGCAGUGGUGUGGGCUGGUGACCCCUUCCUGGAGGCUGCAGGGUUGCCCAUGGUGUGGGGACACGGCACAAACAGCCAGGUCAGGCACACAGGCCACACCAGGCUCCACAGAUGGUACCACCACACCCUUGUUGUUGAAGGCAGAGCCCCCUGGCAUGGCUUACCUGGCAGCAGACCCAGCUCUCAAGUGCAUGGGGUUAGGUGGGGCCCAGGAGGACCCCAAGGGGAGGUGGAGGGGGCCUGACCUGUUCUGGGUGCAGGUGUAUGGGUGAUGUCCAUGGGUGAUGGUCAGACCUGUCCCCUGGCCCUGGCAGUGCCAGGGCGGGUGCUGGGAACGUGCUAUCAGUGAGCACUUCCUGUGGACACACUGGGAUGCUGUCCGAAAGCACCAUGGGGAGGGGCUGGGCGGACAGGGCUUCUUCAAAGACCGUGUGGUUUAGUUUGAGUCCCUUUCUCGGAGAAGGGCGAUGAAGACUGGCCAUGGCCUGCUGGAUGCAGCCGCCCAGUGUGUGGGGGAGGCCAGUGUCACCCCAAGUUGCACAGCUAGGAAGUAGCAGGUUCUUCAGUGGACCCCGGGGGCUGGGCUGGGCUAGGACAGGGGCCUGUGCAGGCCCUGGUCUCGUCAGAGACCACAGUUCUGUGGAAGUGUACAUCUGGGCUAUAUUUAAUUUCUAUGACUAAUCACUGAACUAGAACGUUAAAUUUUGAAUGUCUGAAGCUUGAGUCUAUUUUGGAUCUGUACAUAAUUGUUACCAGUGUAACUUUUGUUCAACAAAAGGAUUGUACUGUAUGAAGAAUCGAUGAAAAAACUUGUCACAUUUUUUUAAGAAAAACCUUGUUUAAAGAAAAAGUCUUGUAUAAAUUAUAAUUUUUAUUUAAAUAAACCUAAAACGCUUUGUGCUAAA
This is a messenger RNA of Heterocephalus glaber (naked mole-rat), 4173 nucleotides long. It is a transcript of the gene Gramd4, whose product is annotated as GRAM domain containing 4. NCBI's taxonomy places the organism in Eukaryota, Metazoa, Chordata, Mammalia, Rodentia, Bathyergidae. The record is from RefSeq and is a predicted model, not a curated record. Gene Ontology annotation, biological process: negative regulation of toll-like receptor 9 signaling pathway; apoptotic process. Gene Ontology annotation, cellular component: mitochondrion.